CGCGGCAGUGCUUGACGGAUAACACACAAAUCUGUCCCGUUGUCUCGGAAAACAUGACAUGCCACCACGAUUGCGGCGAUGUAGUGGUACCCGAGCUUCAGGAGAGCAACAGCGGUGAUGGGGACACUGACGGUGAUACCAACAGUAGCGAUGACAACGCAGAAACAGCCAGCACGUACAGUGACAGCAUUGUGUGGACUAAGUGCACCAGCACGUGUGGCACGGGACUGCGCUGGCAGAUAUGUGACGACUGCGAGAGGAGACUAAUAGAGACCUGCAACACCCACGCCUGUGACGACACCGGCGCGCCUGAGCUGGAGGGCCAGGAUCGCGCUGGUAGUAAAGAUACCAACAGAGUGUGGAAAACAAACACACACACCGACACUGCAGCAUAUGAGGAUGGAGCGGAACAGCACAUUGUGAGUACCAGGAGGACAGACAGCGCCUCAAGCCAGGUGGCUCCACUGUGGGCGUAUACGGGUUUAUAUACGAUAGCCAUCUCGAUAUGGGUGAAUGGAUAUUAAACGGUGUACACGGG
Messenger RNA from Sphaeroforma arctica JP610, 538 nucleotides. RefSeq lists its product as hypothetical. NCBI's taxonomy places the organism in Eukaryota, Ichthyosporea, Ichthyophonida. Bases 54 to 524 code for a protein of 156 amino acids. The record is from RefSeq and is a predicted model, not a curated record. The transcript has 3 exons.